GCAAAGUUGAACCUCACCUCAUCGCCUCAGUAUUGGAAAUUUGGAAACACUUACUCGUCAAGCUUUUCUCCUGCCUGCCUUCAUUUUCUCCCCAAUAGUAAGUGUAUAUUUUCUGCUACGCCACUCGAUUUAUAUCAAAGUUUAAACCCCAAGAUUCAUAUAUUUGUAGCAGUCUCUCUUUCUCUCUCUCUGUCAAUAACUUGUUUUGAAUCUUGUUAUUGUCAGAUUUGAGUAGAACAAAUAAAAGCCCUUGGCUUGAGCAAGAAUCUUGCAGUUGUUGUUUGUGGUGGAUGUGGAAAUGGCUGGUUACGAGCCCCCAAGUUCGUUUCAUACCCCUUCUCUCCACAACCCUGAUUCAGACCUAGAUUCCAAGGCCUCCCCUCUCAAGAAAGAGACAAACACAAGCAGAAGCUCCCCCACCACGGGGGGCCGGCGCCCCCGGGGGCGGCCCCCGGGAUCCAAGAACAAAUCCAAGCCCCCAAUAAUCGUGACGCGCGACAGCCCCAACGCGCUCAGGACCCACAUCCUCGAGGUCGCCUCGGGAAACGACGUCGUCGACAGCGUCUCCGUCUACGCGCGCCGCCGGGGGAGGGGCGUCUGCGUGCUCAGCGGCAGCGGCGCCGUGGCCAACGUCACCCUGCGCCAGCCCACCACCGGCAUCGUGACGCUGCAGGGCCGAUUCGAGAUCCUGUCGCUGUCGGGGACGGUGCUGCCGCCGCCGGCGCCGGAGGGGUCCGGCGGCCUGUCGAUAUUUCUCUCCGGCGGGCAGGGGCAUGUGGUCGGCGGGAGCGUGGCGGGCCCGCUGGUGGCGGCGGGGCCGGUGGUUUUGAUGGCGGCGUCGUUCGCGAAUGCGGUGUUUGAGCGGUUGCCUUUGGAGGAGGAGGAGGGCGGCGCGGCUUCGCAGUCUUCUGAAGUGACUGGCGGUGGUGGGCGGGUUAAUGAGGGCGGCGGUUUGUUCAACUCGGCAAGUGGGAAUGCGGGGGCGGCGGGGAAUUAUCCGUUUGCAGCUCAUUUGUUUGGUUUGGGCGGUGGCGGUGGCGGUGGAGCUAAUGUAAGGCCACAACCACCGUUUUGAUUUUCUUGUAAAAUAAAAUGUUCUUCUUUUUUCUUUUUAUAUGCCAUUUUCUCUGCUUUCUUUUUAUUUAGGAUAAGGAAUAUUGUUGGACAUGGGGAGACUGAUUGUGGGUUGCCAAAAAAUUAAUGGGAUGGUAAAAAGCUUUUGUUA
Messenger RNA from Salvia miltiorrhiza (redroot sage), 1225 nucleotides. Its product is annotated as AT-hook motif nuclear-localized protein 25. Gene Ontology annotation, cellular component: nucleus. Gene Ontology annotation, molecular function: DNA-binding transcription factor activity; minor groove of adenine-thymine-rich DNA binding. The transcript has a single exon. Gene Ontology annotation, biological process: vegetative to reproductive phase transition of meristem. The coding region runs from base 299 to 1075 and encodes 258 amino acids. The record is from RefSeq and is a predicted model, not a curated record. NCBI's taxonomy places the organism in Eukaryota, Viridiplantae, Streptophyta, Magnoliopsida, Lamiales, Lamiaceae.